AUGUUAAUUUUAUUGAUAAUAUCAACAUUAAUACCUUUAUAUAAGUGUGAAUCCAUUCUCUUUAACAACAGUUAUCUUACAGAAAUUAACAAUAUGAAUUUUACUUUAAAACAAGAAAACUUCUAUUUAAUAUAGGUAUGAAUUAGAUUUGUAUGUGACAAGUUAUAAAUUCUUGAAUUUCCAAAAGAUCAAAGAUUCUCUUUAUAAUUAAUUGUGACAUCCAAAAAAAAUGAUAUAAAUCUAACAUUUGUUGAUGCAGAUGCAUUUCAUGAAAAAGUUGAGUUUUAAAAUAUUUAUGUUAACAAAACAGAUGAAAUAGCUAUUAAUGUUUUAUACAAAAAAAUAUGUAAUUAUUAAGCAGAAGAUAUUCAACAAUUCAAUUACUCAAUAUUUUUGAUUGAAUCACCUUAAGAAUAAGUUUAAUGUAAGUUCCCUUAUUACUUGAUUAAUUGUACAUAGUAAUUAAGAUCUGAAGAGAUACCAAAUACAUAAAUUACAAUUGCCAAGAAUAAAUGGAUAUAUUUUUAUUAUAGAAUUGAAUAAAAUGAAUAUUAGGUAAUGUAUUCCCUUUGAAAUAGUUAUUAAUAGAGAAUGGCAAAUCUGAUAUUGGAGUGUCAUUGGUCCCUUUUAAUAUUUCUCGAAUAACUAAACUGCCAUCCUUUAAUUCUUAUUUCAGUUUGAUACCUUAAGAAUACAUAUAUCAAGUAAAAUUAAAAAGAUAAGGAAAUUAAUUGGAUUCUGUUGUAAUAGUAGGGUUAUAUAAUUUCAAUUAAACAUCUGAGGCAGAAAUAAAUUUAUCUUUAGAUUCAAUUAUUGCUUCUGAUGAUACUUUCCCUAUUUGGGGAAUCCUUGUAAUAAUUGGAGUAAUAGUUUUGGCAAUAUUAAUCAUAAUUUACUUGGCAAUUCAAUUUAGGAGACAAUUAAAAGUGCUUUCUUUAGAAACCCCUGAAAUUGGUUUAGAAAUGUUAGAUAAAUAUAUGCCAUCUAAAACGGUAUAAUCUUCAAUGUUGAAUGAUUUUUGUUGUAUCUGUUUAGUAAAUUAUGAAGAAAAUGAUAUUAUAAGAGAAACUCCUUGUGGUCAUACUUUUCAUGAUAAAUGUAUAAUUGAAUGGUAAAAUAAUCUAAAUUAAUAAAGGUUUAAGAAGAAUAAAAGUUGUCCAUAUUGUAGAUUAGAAUUUACAGAGGAAGAGUUCCAAAGAUUAAUGUUAUAAAAAUAAACAGAUACAAGUCCUGAAAAUAAAAAGAAUUAAAAUUCUAAUUUUAUUUAAAGAGUUACAAGUUUAAAAUUAAUUCAAAAUACAAAUUAAUAACAAAGAAGAAAUCUUGAAGAUUCUACUUCCUAAUUAAAUUAAGUCGAAGAAAUUCCCUAAUAAAAUUAUGUUCAACCAUUUAACAUUUUUGAUUAAGCUGAUUAAAAUUGA
Paramecium pentaurelia is the source of this 1421-nucleotide messenger RNA. The record is from the annotation of a GenBank genome assembly. Lineage: Eukaryota; Ciliophora; Oligohymenophorea; Peniculida; Parameciidae.